This is a messenger RNA of Porites evermanni, 534 nucleotides long. The record is from the annotation of a GenBank genome assembly. Lineage: Eukaryota; Metazoa; Cnidaria; Anthozoa; Scleractinia; Poritidae.
AUGGCUUGUAAACUAACCGUUUCAUCCAUCGAUGAGCUUAACUACAGAGAGUUUAUUGUAAGAUUUGGUAAUGUUGUAGAGGGAAACUCUCUUUGUGCGGCUGCUGUGUGGUCUAGAAGACCUUUCUCCUCCUUUGAAAACUUCGUGGGAACAAUGUGCCAGUUUAUUGAUGACCUUCCUAAAGAUGGAAAAGCAGGAAUUUUGCGAAGCUUUCUUGACCUUACAGCUCGCUGGGAGUCUCUGUCAUGCGACUCGCAAAGAGAACAAACAGAAACAGGCAUAAGACGACUGAUCAAAGACGAAGAAGUUCAGCGUCUGAAACACUAUUGCAACCUUUACAGGGAGAAAUUUGGAUUUACAUUUGUGACAUGCGCUCGCUUACUUGAUACCAAACAUUCUGUUUUGGAGCAGAUCCAAGAGCGUCUUAAAAAUAACGAAGAGCAAGAGUUAGAAACAGGAAUAGAAGAAGUAAAAAAGAUAAUGAUCCUGAGGGUGAAAGAUUUGGUGGAUGAUUGUCAAACUUCUAAACUAUAG